CACCUUGCCCUCAUUUCUAUCUGACCUGUGUUGGCAAGGGAGACUGCCUAAAUGAGCAAGAUAGCACAGCAAAACAGUACUCCAGGAGUGAAUGGAAUAAGUGUUAUUCAUACUCAGGCACAUGCUAGCGGCUUACAGCAGGUUCCUCAGCCUGUGCCUGCUGGCCCUAGGGAAGGAGGCAAAUCCAUUCCUCCAAGCAAGCAGAGCAAAGAGAGUUCACCCAUGGAUCCAAAGAGUAAAGAGUAUCAUCAGUGCAGAGAGAGGAACAACAUGGCUGUGAAAAAGAGCCAAUUGAAAAGUAAGCAGAAAGCACAAGAUAUGCUGCAAAGAGUGAAUCAGCUCAAAGAAGAGAAUGAAUGCUUGGAAGCAAAAAUUCAAUUGGUGACAAAGGAAUUAAGUGUACUGAAAGAUUUGUUUCUUGAGCAUGCACACAACCUUGCAGACAAUGUGAAGCCAAUUAGCACUGAACAUACGACAACAAAUUCUGAUACUGCAGGACAGUAG
This is a messenger RNA of Heterocephalus glaber (naked mole-rat), 504 nucleotides long. RefSeq names its product CCAAT/enhancer-binding protein gamma. The record is from RefSeq and is a predicted model, not a curated record. Gene Ontology annotation, molecular function: DNA-binding transcription factor activity, RNA polymerase II-specific; RNA polymerase II cis-regulatory region sequence-specific DNA binding. Lineage: Eukaryota; Metazoa; Chordata; Mammalia; Rodentia; Bathyergidae. Gene Ontology annotation, biological process: DNA-templated transcription; regulation of transcription by RNA polymerase II.